UUGUCAAUCAUGUCAAAUUGUCAAUGGUUGUUGACGAUGUUGAUGUCGCGAUAGUAGUGUUUUGUAUUGUAGUUUUUUCGGUAUAAUUUUAUUUUAUUAUUAAACAUCAGCUGAUAUCGGCUACUUACUAUUUUUUGUGGUGUAUUUAUGUGUUAUGCGUUAAUGCAAAUUCAUAAUAUAUAAAAGAAUUUACAAUGUUUUCUGCUCUCAAGAAACUAACGAGAAGUGGCGAUGAUCGCUGUCCAGCCCCUUUACCAAUGUCUUCUUCUCUGCAGAAGAAAUUUUCAAAAGGAGUUCAUUUUAAUAUGAAAAUACUGAUAAAAGGCGAUCGGAACGUUGGUAAGUCGUGCUUAUUGCAGCGCUUACAAGGUGGACCAUUUAUCGAAGACUACGUACCAACUGAUCAAAUACAAGUUGCUCCUAUACAUUGGACUUAUAAGAAUACUGAUUACAUUGUUAAAGUAGAAGUGUGGGAAGUAGUAGAUAAAGGUCGAACAAAGAAGAAACCACCUUUAGGACUUAAGCUGGAAAACCAGUCGGCUGCAGCAGCAUCUGAAGAUGGCUAUGAGACACCAGUUCUUGAUGCCACAUUCUUAGAUGUUUACAAAAAUGCUAACGGGGUGAUAUUGAUGCUUGAUAUUACCAAACCAUGGACUUUUGAUUAUGUAGUAAAGGAGCUGUCACAAGUGCCCGCUGAUAUUCCUGUUGUGAUACUAGGAAACCAUUGUGAUAUGCAGCAUCAUCGCCAAGUCCACCCCCACCAUAUUGAACAAGCUCUUCAUCAUGCUAAACUUAUAAGGACAGCACCAGUGCGGUAUGCUGAAUCUUCUAUGAGAAAUGGUUUUGGACUUCGGUUACUCCACAAAUUUCUUAGCGUGCCGUUUUUAAGACUCCAGAAAACAAGUUUAUUAGAACAACUACAGAGAAACCAGAGGGAUGUAGAAGAGAUAGAAAAAGAGCUUGAUGACUUUCAGAAUUCAGAAGAAUCCCACUAUAAUUUGUUUGUAGAUCGUCUCGCAAACAAACGUCGACAAAGUGCCGGUCAGCCCGAACCUCGGCCUGCUACUGAACGCUCUCCAAGCAUUGUACUUGGUGCUGGUAAACCUAUUGUGCCACCUAGUGUGAACCCACUCCUGGCGCAGUCACUGGCUGGCAACGGGAUAAAACCGCCGAUUCAAGUUACUCAAAGUCACUACGUCAGUUCAGAGUUAACAAGAUCUAAAAAUCAAGUUAGUAUGGACAUGACCCCACCUCGACAACCUCAACAAGAGAGUGGACAAAGUACACCAACAGGGGCAAAUGUAACAGCAUCGCCUGGAGGUCUAGAUGAGUUUUAUGCAGGCACUUUGGAUAGUAGCUUUUUGGAGGACCUUCCUGCAAUAUCAGGCCAAAGCCAAGAUGUUAUCUAUGAUACUGAAAGUGACGAUGAGAAUGUGACUAAUCCUAAGGUGACAAUUGAUCAGGAAGAUUUGGACUUCGAGGUUUCUUCCCCAGUGGAUGAGCGGCCAGAGGUAAAAUUAUCCACAGAGUUAACAAGAACAAAGCAAGAUGACGUAAAUCUUGACACCAUGAUGAGUCGUGUUUCAAUGGAGGAGGAGGUUGACGUCCAUAGUGUAGAUAUAGGAGCUGUUCCUAUCUUUGAAAAUAGCCGCCAUAUUGACGUACAAUUACCAUUGGAUAAUGAUUAUCCACUUUGGGCUGGUGAUACUAGCGCGAGAAGGUCUCCUGAAGGUGGCGAAGAUCCAGACACAGCUAAAGAACCAGUGGAAAAGGAGAAAAAACACAAAAAGAAGAAAUCAAAGGAUAAAGAUCGAGGUGAUUAUAGUGAAAAAUCAGAAAAGAAAGAGAAGAAGCAUAAACAUAAGAAAUGUCGAAAUGAUAAAAAGAUAACUAAUCCCCAACAAGAUUUGUUAGCGCCUACUCCUGCCACUGACUUCGACUACGAUGACUACGACAGCAUUUAACAUAUACUUACUUUUUUUGAACUUCUACAUUCCAUGUGUCUGUCUAUGUGUCUUUAUUAUAAGUGUCUGUUUAUCUUCAACUAUAAUCGUUGUUUUAUAAAUACUUUAACAUUUACGGCUAUAUACUUUAAUUACAAAGCAUUCGUUAUUGGAGAAAACAUGAUGUAGUAACAAUAUCACACAAUAUGUAAAUUCUUUCAAUAUUUUUCAAUCAAAAGUUGUUCAAAAAUUUUCGUAUUAUAUUUGGAAUCUCAAGACGUAAGUUAGGAAGCAAACUUAAAUUCACCAAAUAAUAUCUGUUAAACAUGGAAUGAAAAGUUAAGGACCCUUAGGCAUUUACAUUUUCCGCCCAUUAAAAAUUUUUAAUAGGUAUUUCAAAUGUAGUUGUAAUUAUGUGCUUGUAUUACGUUACGUUGAUGAAAUAAAUAACGGUAAAGUAUAUAAUUUUAACAAAUAGUAACCCACCGCAUUAGCUGGUCACGUGGCGGAAAGAACUUUAGAGAAGGCAGAAGUUAUAUUCUCUUUGAGAGAAGGUUGCUGAACAUAAUGAAUCUACGAAAAAGACAAUAGAGAUAGAAAUGAAUUUCCACCUGCAUACUUCUGUUUCACUAUGGCCAAUGGUCGAUGGCCAAUUUAUUCCUCUUUUCUUUAUCAUAUUCAGCAUUUUCAAUAAGAAUGUGCCAAAGUGGGUAAUCGGAAUUCAGGAACAGAAAUCAUAGGCCUUAUUUAUUUUUGUAUUGUUGUAAAAUUGAAAUGAACUAGCCUUUGCAAAAACAUAUCCAUUUUAUGUCCAUUUUGCUUCCUUUGACGGUUAUUAAAGUAAAAGUAUUUAAUAUGAUUAUAGAAAUGUGCAAUGCAAUUUGUAUAAUGAGUCUAAUCGUAAGUCAAAUUGAGAUUACAUACCUCGUUACAGCAUAAAAUAUUUUAUCACGUUAUAUGUAUGCUUGUUGUAUUAUUAAAAUGUUUUAACAAUA
Molecule: messenger RNA, 2938 nt
Organism: Spodoptera frugiperda (fall armyworm)
Lineage: Eukaryota; Metazoa; Arthropoda; Insecta; Lepidoptera; Noctuidae
Product: rab-like protein 6
Exons: 11
Coding region: 195-1964 (589 amino acids)
Cellular component (GO): cytosol; nucleus
Molecular function (GO): GTPase activity; GTP binding
Source: RefSeq, a predicted model, not a curated record